AUGCAUCGUUCUAAUAGAACAAUUAGCGAUGAAAAUGCUGUCAUUAUUGAAGAUAUGUUAUCAUCUGGGAUAGGAGCCACUGAUGCUUAUAGAUAUAUGGCGCAAGAAGCAGGGGGUGAGGACAUGAUUCGCUAUACAAAGAGAGAUUGUAUAAACUAUGUGAAUAGGCUGAAAAUCUUAACAAUAGAAGGAGGUGAUGCUCAAACACUUUUGAACAUUUUAGAAGAUCAAUCUGCUGAAAAUGAUGACUUCUUUUAUAGAGUGCGAUUAGAUGAAGAUGGUAGAUUAAAUCAUGUGUUUUGGAGGGACUCCAUGAUGAAGGAUGACUUCACAAUCUUUGGAGAUGUUAUGGUGUUUGAUACUACCUAUAGAACCAACAAAUACAACCUAAUUUGUGCGCCAUUUGUUGGAUUGAAUAAUUACAAGAAGAAUGUAAUGUUUGGCUGUGCAUUUUUGUCAAAUGAAAAGAUUGAAACAUUUGUGUGUUUGUUUGAGACUUUCAAGAAGAGCAUGGGGGGUCGAAGUCCUAUAUCAUUGUUUACAGAUCAGGACUUGGCAAUGAGUAAAGCAAUUGAGAAGGUGUUUCCACAGACAAGGCACAGAUUGUGCAUUUGGCAUCUACAUCAAAAUGCACAAUCUCAUUUGGGAAAACUAAAAAGUGAUAAGACUUUUUAUGAUGCAUUUCAAAGAUGUAUAACUGGCUGCAUUGAUUCAUAUGAUUUUGAGGAAUGUUGGAAAGCAAUGGUUGAAAAUCAUAACUUGCAAAACAACUCGUGGAUUCAGAGAUUAUAUGAGUUAAGAGAAAAGUGGUCUAAUGCUUUCAACAAAGAAUACUUCUCUGCAGGAAUUCUUUCAUCUCAACGAAGUGAAAGCACUAACCAUGCAUUAGGAUUCAAAGCAAAAAAGACUACAAAUUUGACUGAAUUUUAUGGACUCUUCAAGCAGACCAUAGAACGUUGGAGAUCCAAUGAAUUGAGUGAUGAAUUUCAGUGUAUAAGAGGUCAACCAACGACGACAUUACCUAUGACUGGAAUUAUAGAGCAAGCUUCCAAGGUAUACACUCUUACAGUUUUUAAGGAUUUUGAAAAGCAAUUUAUGAGAUGUCUUGCUGGUAGUUUUUCUCUUCUAAGUGAAGCAUAUGAUUUUAAGCUUUAUCAAGUGAAAGAUGGACAACAUACAUACCAAGUCAGUUUUUAUAAUGUGAUGAGUACUUUAGUGACUUGCACUUGCAACUUGUUUGAAGAAUGCGGGAUGUUAUGUAGUCAUUGUUUGAGGAUACUACUCACUCACUCAAUAGACAAAAUACCAGACUGCUACAUAAACAAGAGGUGGACAAAGCUUGCAAAGCAAGCACUAUGA
Messenger RNA from Salvia miltiorrhiza (redroot sage), 1359 nucleotides. RefSeq names its product protein FAR1-RELATED SEQUENCE 5-like. The record is from RefSeq and is a predicted model, not a curated record. Gene Ontology annotation, biological process: regulation of DNA-templated transcription. The coding region runs from base 1 to 1359 and encodes 452 amino acids. Lineage: Eukaryota; Viridiplantae; Streptophyta; Magnoliopsida; Lamiales; Lamiaceae. The transcript has a single exon. Gene Ontology annotation, molecular function: zinc ion binding.